Orbicella faveolata is the source of this 1827-nucleotide messenger RNA. RefSeq names its product transmembrane protein 69-like. NCBI's taxonomy places the organism in Eukaryota, Metazoa, Cnidaria, Anthozoa, Scleractinia, Merulinidae. The record is from RefSeq and is a predicted model, not a curated record.
AGUAAACGUUAUAAAUACUCAUUAAAGCAAUCUCACAGGUGCUAUAUUAAUCGAAAUUUACUUUUCGUGUGACGUUUACUAUAUCGUGGGUCGACCAGUUCUUUGCCUGUUUAUACAGUGAGAAUGCAUGAAGAUGAUUUUGGCUAUAGCUAAGCUUUUUUUUUUUUCUCGGCAAAAUUGACGUUCCUCGGGUCUUGUCUUAUUUUCAGCCUCGUUCAUAAUUACGGGUAGUUACUAACUUAUGGUUGUAACAUACUUCUCAAUUCUGAUGUAUUUCGGACCUUUAAUUUUGAACACUAUUUUUUUUCUUGUCCCCGUCUGAUCCGGUUCGAUUCCCACACACGACAGAAAUUUGCCGAUUCGGCAAAUAAAACUCCUUGUAUGAUAAUGUAUGGCGGGCAGACAAGAUAAGACAGAUAGGCGAAACAAAAGCUGCUGACGACUAUAGCAAUAAAACCGGUUUUCUGUUCAGUGUCUAACAGGAAAAUGAAAUCACCCUGUAAUUUACAACUAUAAAAGGGCAAUAAAAAGUCGAUUUGCUGACGUCAAUAUUGUCGGUGUCCUAGUGACUUAUUCGGCAGGGCGCCCUUCACGGCCGACCGCGCUGCCAACGGAUGCUCUUACGGCAAGCGGGGAAUUUUUGCGGAUAUAAGAAUGGUUUAAGAUAGUUAGUCAAUGACACAAGCUUCUCGUAAAGACGAAUCUGAAUUCUUCGGAAGUCCUUUCUAUUUUCGAAUAGCUUUCUUUACACUUUGUUAAGGGAGUAUGCAUAAGUUUCUCCCUUUUCACUUCCCCAGAGUCGUCCGCGAGUCUCUUCCGCAAUUCCGUUGACCCGAAUUCUCUCAUGAUCAGCUGUUGAAGACCCCCUGCAGACCACAAGCUCCUUAUCAGACGACUCUGAGUCCAGCUAUUUUAAGUAGUCAAGGAAAUUUUUCCUGUUUGUUCCCGAUUCUAAUUAAAUCUUGGAAUGAAACCUUUUGUCUAGCCAGCGAGGGAUCCGGUGUUUUCGAAGAGCCGAAAUAACCGGUUCCUUUUGUCCGUGAAACACUGAGAGAGGGAGACUGGGUAAGAAUGAAGGUUUAUAACAGUAACAACACUACCAUUGCACAGCGGUUGUAAACAUAAGAUGGCGGCCGUUCAGUUUCUUCUGCGGCGAGCAAGACAUUUUGAUACAAUACCACACAAGUCUUCUGUUUUUGGCAACAAGAUUGCUUGUAAUAUUAGAUGUAUAUCUCAAGGAAAGAUUUAUGAUUGUAAACUGGAGCAGAAGAUGCUUGGGAAGUCAAGAAGUGGUUUACAUCAUUUGGUUUGUCGUGGUCCAUACCGGAUCUUAACAUUUAUCAGACCUAUGAGUAGCCAAUCACAAGGCAACUUCUUGGCAGACCUGAAGUCCAGUCCUCCACCAGCUCUUCAUCUGGGUUUCUCUGGAGCAAUCCCAUUUUGUGGUUUGGCUGUCAUGGCUUUUAUCUCUCCUGAAAACUUGCCCCUCAUUGUUCAUGCACAACAGGCAUAUGGGGCAUGCAUUCUCUCCUUUCUUGGAGCAAUACACUGGGGUUUUGCUUUGGCUAAGAUGAGUGAACUUAAGCCAGACUGGAGAACACUCGGCUACAGUGUCACACCCUCGCUCAUUGCAUGGCUUGCUUUACUUGCAAAGCCAGUGCCAGGACUAACAACUUUAUGCAUUGGGCUUGCCAUAGCGUUAUCAAGAGAUCUGAGCACACCUUACUUUCCAGCUUGGUAUUAUGCCUUAAGAAAAGCACUUUCUACAUUAGCUGUGAGUUCUAUCGGUUUAACUGCAGCUGUCUUGUAUUUUCAUUAGUCAGCUGG